Messenger RNA from Triticum aestivum (bread wheat), 1576 nucleotides. RefSeq lists its product as uncharacterized. Lineage: Eukaryota; Viridiplantae; Streptophyta; Magnoliopsida; Poales; Poaceae. The transcript has 3 exons. Bases 104 to 1090 code for a protein of 328 amino acids. The record is from RefSeq and is a predicted model, not a curated record.
GCUCUCCCCAUCAUCCCCUUCCCGCCUCCGCCCUCCUCCAGAACCUCAGCAAGAAACCAACCCGUCUUCCCCUCUCUGCUGCCCACCCACCCAUCGUCGAGAGAUGAACGACGUGCAGCGGACGGAGGCCCUGCUCCUGGCGGCGCGCUUCCUGACGGGAGGCGCCGCCAACUUCGCCGUCGCCCUGCCCAAGACUGCUCUGCCCGCCGCAGCCGCGCAGCUGGCCCGGCGUGCUCGCGAGAUUGCGGAUUCCGCGAACGAGUCUGAGUUCGACAGCUCCGGCCUGCGCGCCGCCGCCGACACGCUGUCACAGGCAGACGCGGGCAGCAGGCCCCGGGCCAUCACGGACCUGCUGCGGGAGUGCUUCCUGUUGGAGGGGCUCGCGGCCGGGAGAGACGCGGCUGCCUCGGAGGGCCUCAGGCGAGGCAUCCUGGACUUGGCGAUGGCCGGGGGGACCCUCCUCCGCGUCCUCCCGACCCGCCGUUGGGAUUUCUUGCUCUCGGCGGAGAUGGCGCAGGAUCGUGAGGAGGCCCGCGAGAGGGACGGGGCCCGUGAGGACGAGGCCGCGCCCGCGACGGCCAAGGUGGUUGCUGACGCCGCGACGCCGAAGGGGGCUACUGAGGCCACGACGACGGCGGGAUGGUGGUCGCGGCUCGCGAGCCGGUUCUCCAAGAAGAAGAGGCUGAGCGGCGGCGAGGAGACGGACCCCGAAGCUCCGCUGAUAGCACGCAGCCAGCCUGACCCCAGCCCCAGCCGCUCCCCCUCGGACUCGUCGCCGCCAUGGGGCAACUGGCUCAUUGUCCAGAUGUUUGCGCUCUCUGGGUCGAUGUGCCUACUUCCGUACAUGGGUCCUGCCGCGCUGCUCGGUAAAGACUAUUCAGAUAACUACAGGUGGUGGGUUCACCUUGCAUUUCAGAUAGUGUGGUGCUUGGUGGUCGUGGGAGUACCCUGCGCCUUGUCCGGACGGUCAUGGAUCGAGGAGCAGUAUGCCCGUUUCGCCGCUCACCUCGGGAUGUUGGGUAUGUGCGUUUUCUUCUUCUUGUCUCACGGCCACCAAUACAGUUUCUUUGAUUCAGAAUUUUUGGAAUGAACUAAUGGUUAUGUGAUAAUAGGUAUCACCAUGAACAUCAUUAUGUUCUCUCACUGGAUGCUGGCCCCCAAUGCCCUGUACACCAUGUGGGCUUUCCUAGCGCUGGCCCGCCUAUGCUUCCUCGGGUAUUGGAUACGGUGUUGUAUGGUGGGUGAGAUAUAAGCAGCUAGGAGAAAAAGCAGCAAGCAGGCACUGGAAGCUGCUUUCAUGCAAGAAGAUAUGCGCCGGCAAUCAGACGACAAACGUGUGCUCUUCUCAAUUUUGAAUGUGGCCGCAAUGGUUGAAGCUUCGGGCUUCUUUGAAAUGAAUUUGUGAUACUGAUGCAUGUAGUUGGAUCCAUGGAAACUUGUCUUUUGCUUUUUCUCUCUUGAAGGCAAGCUAUAAACUGCUUAUGUAAAUUCUUUCCGUUUUCUAGAUAAUUGAAGUACAUUCGGACCUCCGAUUUCUGUCAAACUCGGCUUGAACUGCCUUUACCAAAAGCCCGAG